AUGACAGAAGCAACUAAGAAAGGCAAAAUGCUAAGCAGGGCUUAGGAGAAAGCCAAAUCAUACAUAGACGAACAUCAGGUUGAAAAGACAAUCGCCGAGAUGCUUAAUUCAUUGGUCCAUGCUAGAGACCCUAAACCAAUCAUAUUUAUGAUUAAGUAUCUAGCCAAUCUAGUUACUGAAUAAGAACUUGACGAGUAUGGGAUAAAAGUGUCUGGACCAGUACCUCAAAGAGUGCCAAUCAUCACAUUCCCUAAAUUUGAAGAAGAUUGCAAUUCAUUGUUAAAGAAACAUCUAACGAGGGAAGUUUGGUCUAACAUGAAGAAAAAGAGUACUACUAAAGGCGGAAACAUCUAGAUGUGUGUAAAGAGUGGAGUUUAAAUGCCAAAUGUUGAUAUUGGUCUAUUGGCAACUGAUGAAGAAGCAUAUAAACAGUUUAAUGAUCUAUUUGGACCAGUUAUUAAGGACUUGCAUCCCAAAUUUGAUAACAGAUAUAGUUAUCAGUUUGCUGAUCUUCACAUGGAAGCAUUUAACGAUAAAUUAAUCGAAAUGCAAGAUAUUCUAGAGAAGAUUAAACAUUUUAAAUUUUCUACAAGAAGAAACUUCAAAAGUACACCUUUUGCUCCUCUAAUGACGAAAGAGUCAAAGCUAUAAGUUGAAAGAAAAGUAGUAGAAGUGCUAGGUGAGUUGUAUGGCCAGUAUACACAGUUAGCUCGUUUAGAUGAGAAGGAAAAGUAGUGGCUUACAUCUUAAGGAAUAAGUGUGGAGAGAGAUAAAGAGCAUGACGCAGCUGGUAUUAACGAUGAUUGGCCAACUGGAAGAGGUGUCUUUAUUCAUGAUUAGAAAACAUUUGUAGUUCUAGUAAACUUUGAGGAUCACAUAGAGCUCGUUAUUUUACCUGAGAAGGGAGCAUAGAAGGACACGAUCAAGAGUGGAUUGCAGAGAAUGAUAAAGUUGAUGUAAACCUUUGAAAAGCUUGGCUAUGCUACUGACCCAUAUCUUGGUAACCUAACUGUGAAUCCAAAGAAUGUUGGAACAGCAAUGAAGCUCGAAGUAGACUUUAUAUUCGAUAGCAAGGUAGAUAGUCACAUUGAUAAAGAAGUACAUGAUGAGAUAUUCUACGGCAAAAACAUAGAAAUAAUAAAUAGACUAAGUGAUGCUAAGAAUGCAGAUAUCAGACUUAGAAGUGAAUAAACUCUAGGACCUUAAUACAAUGAGAUAAUACAAAUCAUGCAGUUCCUUGAGAGUGUUUAAAGUUUGAAUAGUAUUGACUAUAAACCAAGUGACAAGCAUAAAGUGCAGAAUGACUAUAUGGGUGAAGGGGGGCUUGCUCAAGACAAUGCUAAUGAUUAAGAUGAAUAACACUAGCAAGACGAGGAAGUUUGA
Messenger RNA from Stylonychia lemnae, 1383 nucleotides. The record is from the annotation of a GenBank genome assembly. Lineage: Eukaryota; Ciliophora; Spirotrichea; Sporadotrichida; Oxytrichidae.